Columba livia (rock pigeon) is the source of this 942-nucleotide messenger RNA. It is a transcript of the gene FTH1, whose product is annotated as ferritin heavy chain 1. Bases 214 to 762 code for a protein of 182 amino acids. The transcript is spliced from 4 exons. Gene Ontology annotation, molecular function: ferrous iron binding; ferric iron binding. The record is from RefSeq and is a predicted model, not a curated record. Gene Ontology annotation, biological process: intracellular iron ion homeostasis; iron ion transport. Lineage: Eukaryota; Metazoa; Chordata; Aves; Columbiformes; Columbidae. Gene Ontology annotation, cellular component: cytoplasm.
GGUAGGGGCGGGGUCUUGCGUGCGGACGCUGCGUCGGCUAUAAAAGGGCCGUCGCGGAUCUGCCGUCCGUCAGAGCGCGUCGGCGAGGCGAGCAGAGCGGGUUCCUGCUUCAACAGUGCUUGGACGGAACCGGCCGCGCUCGGGCCCGCCGCCCCCACCACCAACACUUAAUCCGCCGUCGAAUCUACCGACUCAACACCUUAAGGUAACGCCAUGGCAGCGCCCGUUUCCCAGGUGCGUCAGAACUACCAUCAGGACUGCGAAGCCGCCGUCAACCGGCAGAUCAACCUGGAGCUCUACGCGUCCUACGUGUAUCUCAGCAUGUCCUACUAUUUUGACCGGGACGAUGUGGCCCUGAAGAACUUUGCCAAGUACUUCCUGCAUCAGUCCCACGAGGAACGUGAGCAUGCUGAGAAACUGAUGAAGCUCCAGAAUCAGAGGGGUGGGCGCAUCUUCUUGCAGGACAUCAAGAAGCCAGAUCGUGAUGACUGGGAGAACGGCCUCACUGCAAUGGAGUGCGCCCUGCACCUGGAGAAGAACGUGAACCAGUCACUGCUGGAGCUGCACAAACUGGCAACUGAAAAGAAUGAUCCACACUUGUGUGACUUCAUUGAGACUCACUACCUGGAUGAGCAGGUGAAAGCCAUCAAGGAGCUGGGUGACCACGUUACCAACCUGCGGAAGAUGGGGGCCCCCAAGUAUGGCAUGGCCGAGUACCUGUUCGACAAGCACACCCUUGGGGACUGCGACAACCACAGCUGAAGCCUGGCCAGAGCUGCCCUGCGCCUUGCAGCGGGGCUCCAGUGUUACUGUCCAGCCGUGCAUGCAUCUUCAGCUAUUGAGAUUAAACAGUUCUAAUACUCUGUACCAAAUAUCACCCUUCUUUUCUCUUGUGUUUUGUGUAUCGCCCUCCAUCCAAUAAAGUGACUUGGUUCAAGCUGG